Physcomitrium patens is the source of this 1260-nucleotide messenger RNA. The record is from RefSeq and is a predicted model, not a curated record. Lineage: Eukaryota; Viridiplantae; Streptophyta; Bryopsida; Funariales; Funariaceae.
AUGGUCACCGUGUCCCAAAGGAGCCAACUGCCGAACCCAUGCGGUGUUACCUCUAACUCUGCAGAGUUCUCCGAGACUAAGCAGGCCCCACCUCAAGCACAUGCGGCUCCUCGGACAAGCAAGAGCGAAGACCUCACUUGGAGCUCGCCCGCACCCUGGUCAAGUGGAUCUACAACGGUGGCCAAGAUUAACGUUGCUGUAUAUCUACAGUUCAUUGUCGGUACUUCUUUUCAUUAUCUCACUUAUAAGGAAAUGGAGUAUCAGAGGCGCAGGUCGAGGAGCCUUCUCUUAGAUGUCUGCAUCCUGUUGCUACUUCCGUGGGUAGUCAUAGCGCAGAAGAAAACGCCUGCUAUUUUUAUUUUCGGUGACUCGUUAUCUGAUGCCGGCAACAACAAUUACAUCCGGACGCUCUCCAAAGCUGACUCUCCACCAAACGGGAUGGAUUUUCCAGGGGGUUAUGCCACUGGAAGAUACACGAAUGGACGCACCACUGUGGAUAUCAUCGGCCAGCUCGCAGGACUCAAAGACUUUCUCCCACCAUACUUGGCCCCAAACGCCACCGGGAGCCUGAUCCUCAACGGCUUGAACUACGCAUCUGGAGCUGGCGGCAUUUUAAACUCCUCUGGCUACAUUCUGUAUGGGCGGAUCUCAUUCAACAAGCAGUUGGAGUAUUUAGCAAACACCAAGGGCCAGAUCAUCGCGCAGUUGGGAGAGGAAGCCGGAAUGGAUCUCAUUUCCAACGCCUUGUCAGUCCCAUCUUAUGUCCAAUUGAACCAUGUCCAGAGGUUGUACAACAUGGGUGCGCGCAAGGUUGUCGUGGCGUCGGUGGGCCCACUAGGGUGUAUUCCCUUCCAGCUCACUUUCCGGUUAAGCAAGAACGGAGAAUGCAGCGCAAAAGUGAACGCUCAAGCAAAAGAAUUCAAUGCUGGAGUAUUCGCCAUGGUGAAGCAGCUGAACGCUGAACUUGCUGCGGCGAAAUUUAUCUAUGCCGAUGCCUACAAAGGUGUCCUCGAGAUUAUCCAGAACCCAGCCGCGUACGGUUUCAAGGUUGUGAAUGAAGGAUGCUGCGGAGCCGGUGAUUCAUACAAGGGAGUGAUCCCUUGCUCCAGCAUCGUCCGGCUCUGCCCCAAUCGGUUUGAAUACCUCUUCUGGGAUCCUUACCAUCCUACUGACAAGGCCAAUGUUGUAUUAUCCACCAAGUUCUUUUCGGGGACCGCCUACACCUGGCCCAUGAACAUCGAGCAGCUGCUCAUGUCGUAA